This is a messenger RNA of Cladophialophora bantiana CBS 173.52, 891 nucleotides long. RefSeq lists its product as uncharacterized. The transcript is spliced from 3 exons. Lineage: Eukaryota; Fungi; Ascomycota; Eurotiomycetes; Chaetothyriales; Herpotrichiellaceae. Bases 1 to 891 code for a protein of 296 amino acids. The record is from RefSeq and is a predicted model, not a curated record.
AUGCAUUGCAUAACUCAGCUCGAAAAGCCGCCUAUCGAAGCACUCUUCAGCACCGGCAUGCCAAUGACACUCCUCUCAGUUUAUUCACACGUGAAUCCCUUGCUCUUCGGAUUUUGGGGGAAGGGAUUGAUCAUGGGAUCAAGGGUGCACCGGUUCCGAGUUCGAGCCUGUCUCGAUUUCAAGUCAAACACGAACGUCUUACUCAUGUCGCUGCCGGUUAGCGCUCGAGACGACACCGCAGGGCUCGUCGGUGUGACCGAGAUAGCGAGUGAAGAAUUGACCCCGGUUGACGAUGUCAUUGUCGAUGUUGACGUUGGCAUUGAUCCGCCACUCCCCACGUACGGAGGAGUGGUCAAGUUAGCGCUCAGGACGCUCUGGAUUGUGGCUGCAUCAGCAGAAGGCGCCACUACUGUUAGAGUCGCUAGAACAGUCACCGUGUGCAUGGCCGAAUCAGUGACCUAUUCCGCGUCAACCGAGGCAAGCUCCCAGAUGGAAUGGCGGAGCAGGAGAGAACAAACCGGAGAUGCCGACGACGAGCUACUUCUGGAGAUGGCCGCGCCUGUGCCUCCACCCACAGUGCUCGAGGUCGCUGAACAAGUCCAAAGGACCCCCUAUCAAAUUGCGAUCCCACAUCUGCACCCUCGCAUCCACGCUCGCAUUGCAAAAGGCCCGGUCAUCCAGGUUCACAAUCUCGUCGAUCGACCCGCCUUCGGACCCCAUGCAACGGCUCUCCAGGCACGCACCCAAGGUCGAGCGGUACGAGCAAUCCGUGCAGAUGCACCUCCGCAGUCUAGUGUUGGGAGAAUCGUCAACGCCCGUGGCAUUGCCUCCGCCAGAGAGGAUGGAACCGCAGGACCCGAAGGCCUCAAGGAGCGAGGUGCUGAAGCAUGA